UCAUUUUUGGUUGAGAUGAGAAAGGAAUGAGAAAGAGAGAGAUUUGUUUUUCUUAGUCAUUUGUAAUUUUAUUUGUAACUAUUUAAUUAAUUUAUUUAAUCAUGUCUCUUGUGGAGAUUAAUUCAUUCCAGAAUCGGCCCAUUUCAAUGCCGACCAUGUCACUUUCUCGAUUGGUUGAUUUUACGGUGCAACGUACAUACCAAGAGCUUCUUAUAUUGACUGACCUACUACCACAAAAGUCUGAUAUUGAAAGGAAAAUAGAAAUCAUUAGCUUUGCCAACAGGACGAGACAGUUAUUCAUUCGGCUUUUGGCCCUUGUCAAAUGGGCUGGAAGUGCUUCUAAAGUGGAAAAAUGUUCGACAAUUGUGGCUUUCCUGGACAAACAAGCUAUGUUUUACAUAGAUACAGCAGAUAUGCUUGCCAAAAUGGCUCGAGAAAAUCUAGUCCAAGCAAGACUUCCUGCUCUCCAAUUACCGGCUGCAGUUGAGGUUCUCACUCUUGGUUCUUACACCCGAUUGCCCACAUGUAUUAGAGAUCGAAUAGUCCCACCUGAUCCAAUAUCGCCAGCGGAAAAAAGAGCAACUCUCCAACGCCUAAAUCAAAUUAUCCAACAAAGAUUAGUUGUUUCCAAUCUAAGUCCUCAGAUGAAAAAUUUCAAAAUCGAACAUGGUAGAGUUAUUUUUCAUGUUCACCAUGAAUUCGAAAUGGCUUUAACUUUGAUGGGAGAUAAUCCAAAUUUACCCUGGAGAGUUUUAUCUAUUGAUUUCUUAGUUGAAGACAAGGAAACCGGAGGUGGUAAAGAUCUAGUUCAUCCAUUCCAAGUGCGAUUCAUUCUUGACGUGAUUCAAGCUCGUCUCAACGAUAACUCAAAAUCCUUAUUAGAUCCAUAUAUUGUACUUCACACGUUUUGUCUUAGCCUUCAACUGGAAGUUCUUCAUGCUCAGGCAUCCAGACUAAGCAGGGAAAGACUUGGAGAAUUAGUUAAAGUAGAUGAAUAUAUUUUGGGACGAAAACUAUGCAUCUCUUACUGGAGAAAUCAAGAUGAUAAAAAUGACAAAAGCGAAACGAAAUCUCCUUGUAAAAUAAUUAUCGAAAUUGACAAUCAAGAUCUGUCCAAACUUUUACAAGUUACUCAUUUACCUGAGUUAGAUUCAAGUACAACUCUUAGUAAUGAACCUUUCAAGUUUACUCACUUAUCUAUUGAGAAACUUUUAAUCAAUACUUCACAUGAAAGAUCAAGGCAAUAUCUUAACUCUAUCCAAGAUCAAAUUAAAAACAAUCUACCAGGAGAAUGUUCAAUCAAUGGAUGUCCACCAGUUCUUAAAUAUUCAUUUGUUCAAAACUCAUCGGCUCACGAACAGAUUGAGAUUAGUGUUGACGCUUUUACCGGACAAUUGUUGGCUGAUAUUCCAAUGCUUGAAGACAAUGAACUAAAAGAGGAAUUAACAACAACCGUUAGAAAAGAUUUAUCUUCUUGGUCUUCUCUUCUCGAUAAAUUAAAAGUUGUCAUUUAUCGGGAAAGAUUUAAAAUAUCAGCUGAAAGUCUAACAGUGGCCACUCACGAUCAACUACUUUGGCAUUCAUCUGUUACCCAUCCUCUUGUUACCGACACAUCAGUAGCUAAACUUUACGUUCAUCUUUGUCGUUAUCCAAAGAACUACAUGCUAAUCACCUUUAAACCAAAUAAUCGCAAUAAGGAGAAAGAAAUUGAUCUCCGUUACUAUCUAUUAACAAUUGAAUCGGUGCCUGUUGAAAUUUGUGACGAUCAAGGUUUACCUCCAACUGAUCAAGAUAUUCCCAAAAUUUGUUACAAAUUAGUUUCAUUUCUCGAAAUGGAUGUUCUUAGUGCUCUUGGUUCACCAAGAGCAUCAUUUGACUACUUUGCCUGCUCAUCAGCAUCCGGGAAAAGGAAACUAAUUAGUGAUGUUUAUAAUAAUAGUUCGAAAAGAUCACCUUCCAAAAUAUCCAAUUUGUUUACUUCUGAAUUUAUGCAUCUAAUUAAUUUCUGUGAUGAGAAACUUUUCUUUGGAAUUUUGUCCGCAGAACUUUUAAAACGAAAUAUUUGUCAUCAAGUUAGAUCUUGUGAUAAAUUCGGUUACAUGCAUUAUAUUGACAUUACCCAAUAUCCACCCGAUUCCAUGGAACCUGCAUCUCGACUUCGUUCAAAUUUGAUCAGUUGUAAUGUACGUUUACAGUCUCGAGGAAUAUACAAACUAUGGGUUGUAUCAUUAACCUUUCACAAUAGUCCAGUUCUUAAUUCAGCUCCACGAGAUGAUUCACAAAAGAGAGUUGUCUCUUUCUGUUACGAUUUUUCCAGUGGAUUUUAUUCCCAGUUAGUACAAAUGAUCCAAGAUCUUCACGCUGAUUGGACAAUCUGCUCAAAGGUUUACGAUAUCGUUGCCGAAUUUAUUGAUCAAAUGAAUGUCACCAAUUCACCUCCCAUCUUUGAGAUUAAAGCUUUCAACUAUAAAAAGGUGACCUUAUGUUAUGGUCCAAACAAGGGAUAUGUUAUCGCCAUUAUUUGGAAACCUUUUGAGAAAAGGUAUCUCCUAUCGUUCACUAUCAACAGCGCUGCAACUUCAGCAAGUAAUCCAUCCGUUAUCAUUGCUGCUCAAUUACAACAUGAAUUUAAUCAAAACCGUUCAAUUGCUUGGCUCUUGCAAACACUCAACUCAACCUAUUCACCUCUAUUGACCUUACAAAAUCUUUCCAGUACUCCGCUUCUCGGUGUUGUCAACAGUCGACCUCAUGUGCCUGUUCAAACAUUUUGUAUUGUCCCUCAAAAAAGUGACCACCUUAGAUUGAUCUAUCGAAACACUUACUGUUUAGACGUUAUCCUUAGUAUGGAUGGUUUUGUCUCCAUACGAGAUGGUGCUUAUAGUUUGUUUGACAAAGCCAAAGUAAUGGAAGAAUUAAGUCCAAUUCAAGGAUUAAAAGCAUUUCUCAAUAAAUUUGUCGAUAAAAAUGCAACUCAAAUGCGAAGAUUAUCCCAAACUGAAGACGAUAAUCCACCUUCACCUAUGACACAAAUCGAUCAUGUUGAAUCAUAUCUAUUCCAACCAACUCAUAACCAAGCUGCAUCUCCGAUGACAAUAACAUCAAACGCCGAUCUAUCAAUGAUGAACACUGUUACUGGAGUUCGUGGUAUGCGACAAGCAAUGACUCCCGGUUCAUUGUCACACCCAAAUACACCAGCAUCUCCACAUACCUCAAUAUUAAAUCAAAAUGCAUAUGCAUCAUCACCUAAUCCAUCAUUUGCCCUCGCCUCACCUCCAUCCCAUGGAUAUCAAACAAAUCAACAGGGAGCAGGUCAAAUCGCUCCUUCACCCUCCAUUCCCAUGUCUCAUCCUGAACAAUCUCCUGGAAAUAUAUUUGGUGUUAAUUCACCAAUGAAUCCUCUUCAUGCACCCUCACCAUCAUUUUUACCUAUCGCAAGUCCAUCGGCUCCCGGAACAAAUAUUCAUUCACCUGCCUCUAAUUAUAUGAAUACCUCAUCUCAAGGUCCCCAUGAUCAUUCAGUUAACUCACCAUUCCCUGGACCGGGAGGAUCAAACAUCUCAAUGCCAUCACCUGCAUCUGUGCCAUGGCCCAAUAGCCCAUCAAUGCCUCGACCCUCACCUAGACCAAUGAGCUCUGGUCCUAGUCCCGUAGGUGGAGGAGUAGGAGCAAGUCCACAAACACAUGUAUCCCCUAAUUACCAUAAUAUCCCUGGACACAUUUCUAUGUCAAAUCGUUUCUUACCUCAACGGGCCUGGGCGGCUGCCAAUCCAACCUUAUUGACCCAUCAAGGUUUUGAUAAUAUGUGCCGUCCACACGCUGCCCUCGAGUCCCCUCAAGCUCAACAUCAUAAUCCAGUUUACGCUUCAUACUCACAAUUGGAACGAUUUUUAGGAUGUGUUUUCAUGAGAAAGACAUUACAACGAGUACUUUCAGGGGAACAAGGAUGGCAAGUAAUUACUUCCAAUCCAACUCCAGGAAUAAUUCAAUUCAAAAACGAUACUUUCCAAUUCAAGAUAGCCGUUCAUCCAAUCACAAUGCAAUCUCUUCAAAUCAACAUCUUACCUUGUCCGGAACACGAAAACUCGUGGCUACCUGAAGAACUGGAAAUUCUCAAGCGUUUCUUUGAAAGUCGCGUUGUUUGUGCUCCAUAUAAACCGAAUCCAUUUAUUUCCUAUUCUCGUCUCUUAAAUGCUCCACUUCGAGCAUUAAAAGACUGCAUUCAAUUGAUAAGACUUGAAUUGUAUCCUGAUCCAAACCUUAAAUGGACUCUGCAAUGGACGUUAACAAUACCGCCCGCUCAGCUUGGAGCUAUUGGUAAACCUGGAAUGUCGGCAAUAUUUGUGCUUAAUAAUACGAAAAUACUUUUCUUUUUGCAACUUACUCGCGUUAUGCAUAAUCUCCCAAUCGGUGUGGAACCUCAAACUCUGGUGAUACCUUUCUUUUUCGAUGGAGAACGUAAUGUCCUACGAGUUGCUACCGAUAGAAGUCAAGGAGCCUCUGCCAACACCGUUGCUCCAGUUCUCAAUGUAAUAAAUGAUAUUUUGAAUCGUUAUGGUGAAUAUCAUAUGCAAUCAGGUGAAUUUUCAAUCUUCAAUGCUAUCCGUGAAGUUAUGAUUAACGAUUUGGUAUCACCAAAUCAACCAACGAUUUAAAUGAACAACUAAUCCUCUCUCUCAGUCCAAUUUAUAUAUAAUUCAAAUUCGGAUCAAGUUUUUUUUUGUAAAAUUUUCAUAAAUCGCCAACCCCUUUUCCCCUGAAUGACUCUUGUCAUAAUUGUACGAAUCUAAUUAUCGUCUUUUAUCAAUCACAAAUAUCAAAUAAUUUGGGAAACAAUAAUUUGCCUGAUUGUAAUUAACCUGUAAAACGGUUAAUUACAAUUGUUCAAAGAUAUCAUUUUUUCAUUAUCAUCGUUAUCAUCACCAUCACACCAUCUUCAUCAUUAUGGUUAAUUAAUUAACACUAAUCUUUGUAACUUUAUCCUAUCAAGAUCAUAUGAUAAAUGUAAAUAUCUGAAUAAUAAACAUAAAAAUAUAACAAUUUA
Molecule: messenger RNA, 5041 nt
Organism: Panonychus citri (citrus red mite)
Lineage: Eukaryota; Metazoa; Arthropoda; Arachnida; Trombidiformes; Tetranychidae
Gene: MED14
Product: mediator of RNA polymerase II transcription subunit 14-like
Exons: 15
Coding region: 102-4652 (1516 amino acids)
Biological process (GO): regulation of transcription by RNA polymerase II
Cellular component (GO): core mediator complex; mediator complex
Molecular function (GO): transcription coregulator activity
Source: RefSeq, a predicted model, not a curated record